AUGGCCAUUGAUUCUACCCUCUCAUCCACGCCAAAAAUUCUUAUCGUCGGCGCAGGCCCCUCAGGUCUCACUCUUGCCCUCUCCUUGCUUCGCAAUGGCGUCCCAGUCCGGAUCAUCGAGAAGACAACCCACCCUCGCAUUGGACAGCGCGGAGCUGGCCUCAUGCCUCGCUCCUUCGAAGUUUUCGGAUUACUCGGGAUCGCAGACAAGGUGAUCGCCCGGGGUCGCUCGAUCAUGAAGCUCAGGCUUUGGAAGAUGCCGGGAGGCGUCGAAGUCCUUAAGGAAAUGGAUAUGCAGACCGACACGGACCCGACCCCGUCCAUUCCUUACCCCAAUAUGCGCCUGUGUGGCCAAAAUAACUUGGACGCAAUCAUGCAGGCGGAGCUGAAGGAAUAUGGCGUAUCAGUAGAGCAUGGUGUUCGACUCGAUUCAUUUAAACAAUUCCCGGACCACGUCCAGGUGAAGCUUUCAAAACAAAAGCUUAGCACCGAGGAAUUGGAACAUGAGGACACGUCCUAUGACUACGUUGUUGGCUGCGAUGGGGCAAAGGGUGUCGUCCGCAAGCUCCUAGGUUUGACAUUCCUGGGUCAAACUACCGAGGAGAACUUUGUCGUAGGAGAUAUGAAGCUCGAGGGCUUGAGUGACGACAGAUGGCAUCACUGGGGCGAUAUAUCCGACAUAUUCACUGGCAUUCGUCCGACAGAGGAUACAGGCGUAUUCAACUUUAUUAUCGGCGGAACCAAGUUCGAAAACCACGCCGAGGUCGCCGCGAACGACGAAGUUUUGAAGAGCUUCAUCGAGGAGCACACGGGCAACCAAAAGGACAUGAAGAUCAAAGAGUUUAUCACCUAUGGACAUUAUCGGACAAAUAUCCGGAUGGUGAACAAAUUUUGGGAGGGCAGGGUAUUCGUCGCCGGAGACGCCGCACACAUCCACAGUCCGACCGGUGGACAGGGCCUGAACACAGGAGUGCAGGACGCUUUUAAUCUAGGGUGGAAGCUCAGCCUCGUGACGAAAGGUCUUUCACCUGCUUCUCUCUUGGACACCUACAACGAAGAGCGCCUCCCCGUCGUCGCCGAGAUGCUCAAUAUUACGACUGGUAUCCUUAACGCAACUCGCGCCGCUCCUACUGGCGACGACGCGUGGAAGAGGACAGGAGCGCUCAAGCAGCUUGGAGUCAAUUAUCGCUGGAGCAGCAUCAUCGUUGACGAGCCCAAGGAACGUUUGGCUCAGGAAGGGAAACCCCACUGUGCUACUUCCGCGUACUAUGUUGAGGUCGGCGGAGAGGUGCAGGCGGGUGAUCGCGCUCCAGACGCGAUGGCCCUCGCUCGACCUUCGCGGCGGGAAGGCACCACGAGCCUCUUCAAGAUCUUCGAUGCCUCUCGCCACACAGUUCUCAUCUUUUCCGACAGGAUCGAGGGCUAUCAGCCUUUCCUCUCUUUGGUGAAGGCAUACCCAUCGGAGUUGGUUAGGCCAAUUCUUAUCACAAGUGCGGGGAAGGGGUUCAGCACUGAUUGCGACGUCUUCGUUGACGAAGAAGGCCAUGCGCAGGACGCGUACAGAGGACCAGAAUGUACCAGUGGGGUUUUCGUGAUCCGUCCCGAUGGAGUCGUCGGUGCCCGGGUAGGGAAUGUGGACAAGUUGGUCCGUUACUUCAAGGGUGUCUUUCGGGGAUAA
Molecule: messenger RNA, 1677 nt
Organism: Cyclocybe aegerita
Lineage: Eukaryota; Fungi; Basidiomycota; Agaricomycetes; Agaricales; Hemipholiotaceae
Source: the annotation of a GenBank genome assembly